GAAACUUGAAAACCAGCUUAAUUAGUUAGCUGUGAGUUGAGUGUGUGUGUGGGUGCUACUGAGUCGAAGUGAUGGCUACGAUCGCGAAAGCGCGCGUGUUUGGGGUAGUGAAUUUUCAACUGAAAGAAACUGAGAUGCCUUUUGCUUGUUCCAGCUUAAUCCGCAAGCCUAGUGGAGUUUGUCCUCAGCGCAAUGUGGCUCUAAGAUGCAGAGGAAAUGGCGCGAUUAUUCCCAAAAUCAGAUCCCAGAAUCUUACUGAAUCUGCUCCAGAUUCCAAGUUUUACAAAGUGGAAGCGAUUCUCAGGCCCUGGCGUGUCCCUCAGGCUUCUUCGGCUUUGCUGAAAAUGGGAAUUCGUGGUGUCACUGUAUCUGAUGUCAGGGGCUUUGGUGCUCAGGGUGGUUCAAAAGAAAGGCAGGGAGGCUCUGAGUUUUCUGAAGACAAUUUUGUUGCCAAAGUUAAAAUGGAAAUAGUAGUGAGAGGGGACCAGGUUGAGGCAGUAGUAGACACAAUUAUUGAGGAGGCAAGAACUGGGGAGAUUGGUGAUGGAAAAAUUUUCUUGAUCCCCGUCUCAGAUGUUAUUAGAGUUCGCACAGGUGAACGUGGGGAACUGGCAGAGAGGAUGACUGGGGGGCGAACUGACAUAUUAUCUACUGUAUGAAUGGUUGACGCGAGAAAUCAGCAUUUGUCAUCUGGUUCUCUUACCCAUUCUCCUUUUCCCUUGUGGAAUAUGGAGUGCAUUACAAUGCUUGUACGCUUUAUAUGUUCUGCACUUUACUAAUAGAAGAUGUAUGACACUGUUGAUACGCAGUGUAGUUGUUAGGCAGUGAAAAGAAAAUGUGAAACAAUGAUUGACAAUUGCUUUUGCUUUGUAGUUAAUAUGAACUUGUUAAUAUUUCGUUCUG
Molecule: messenger RNA, 903 nt
Organism: Abrus precatorius (Indian licorice)
Lineage: Eukaryota; Viridiplantae; Streptophyta; Magnoliopsida; Fabales; Fabaceae
Product: nitrogen regulatory protein P-II homolog
Exons: 8
Coding region: 72-659 (195 amino acids)
Biological process (GO): regulation of nitrogen utilization
Cellular component (GO): chloroplast thylakoid; cytosol
Molecular function (GO): enzyme regulator activity; ATP binding
Source: RefSeq, a predicted model, not a curated record